AAACAUAGUACUGUGAAGGCUCAUAGAGGACCUGUGGUGCAGAUGGAUCAAAGGAAGAUACUGUUUGACAAUGAAGAUGGAGAAAUUUCUGCCACUAAUGUCAAAGAUGGACAAAACACACCACAUUAUCAUCUUCAGUUCUGUACAUUGGAACCUAACUCUAUGUUCCUUCCUGUGCUUUUACAUGCAGCUAUGGUCUUUUAUGUUUAUACAGGGAGUGGAAAGCUGACAUGGUCAAAUGAAGAUGGUACUGGUACAAUGGAUAUACAUGAAGGAGAUAUAGGUAGUCUUGGAGAAGGAUUUGUUUUCUAUAUACACAGCAACUUGGAAUCACAUAAGAAGAAACGAGGAUAUAUGCAAUGUUUACUAACACUGAUGAGAGCACUUUUGUAAGUGUAUUCUUUUUUU
Vicia villosa (hairy vetch) is the source of this 408-nucleotide messenger RNA. Its product is annotated as vicilin-like seed storage protein At2g18540. The transcript has 2 exons. The record is from RefSeq and is a predicted model, not a curated record. The coding region runs from base 43 to 393 and encodes 116 amino acids. NCBI's taxonomy places the organism in Eukaryota, Viridiplantae, Streptophyta, Magnoliopsida, Fabales, Fabaceae.